UGGGGCGGCCCGGCCUCUCUUUCCUCCGGUCCCGUCUCCUCCCCUUCGUUCCCCCGCUCGCUGGUUAGGCAGGCGAGGGAGUGCGCGGCCCGGCGCCCUCGGAGAGGAUGGUGAAGCCGCCCGCAGCUCCCGCGCCGGGCCGGGAGGCGGCCGAGCCGAGCCGGGCCCGCGCCGCCGGGGCGCUCCGCAGAGGCUAAGGGAUGAGCCGUACCCCGCGGGGUGGGCGCUAGCGGAAGGAUGACCACUCCCGCCUUGCUGCCGCUCUCCGGGCGGAGGCUGCCCCCUCUGAACCUGGGCGCCUCCGCCUUCCCGCACCACAGGGCUACCUUGAGACUCUCCGAAAAAUUUAUCCUGCUCCUGAUUCUUAGUGCCUUCAUCACCCUGUGCUUCGGGGCUUUCUUCUUCCUCCCCGACUCCUCGAAGCACAAGCGCUUUGACCUGGGCUUGGAGGAUGUGCUCAUUCCUCACGUGGACACCAGCAAAGGGGGCAAGAACCUCGGCGGCUUCCUCAUUCACGGGCAAGAGCACGACGAGCACCGGCACAGAGAAGAAGAGGAACGUCUGAGAAAUAAGAUCCGAGCAGAUCAUGAAAAGGCACUGGAAGAGGCUAAGGAGAAAUUGAAGAAAUCACGUGAUGAGAUUCAAGCUGAGAUUCAGACAGAAAAGAACAAAGUAGUGCAAGAGUUGAAAAAGAAAGACAGCAAGCCACUGCCCCCCGUUCCUUUACCAAAUCUUAUAGGGAUAAACAGUGGAGAACCAGCAGACCCGGAUAUCCGAGAGAAGAGGAACAAAAUUAAAGAGAUGAUGAAGCAUGCCUGGGACAAUUAUAGGCAGUAUGGAUGGGGACAUAAUGAGCUCAAACCAAUUGCCCGGAAAGGACAUUCCACCAACAUAUUUGGAAACUCACAAAUGGGUGCUACCAUAGUAGAUGCAUUGGAUACUCUUUAUAUCAUGGGGCUUCACGAUGAAUUCAGAGAAGGACAAGAGUGGAUUGACAAAAACCUUGAUUUCAGUGUGAAUUCUGAAGUAUCUGUUUUUGAGGUCAAUAUUCGCUUCAUUGGCGGUCUUCUAGCAGCAUACUACCUUUCAGGACAAGAGGUUUUCAAGAUCAAAGCAGUGCAACUGGCAGGAAAACUUCUUCCAGCCUUCAAUACACCUACGGGUAUACCAUGGGCAAUGGUGAAUCUGAAAAGUGGUGUAGGUAGAAACUGGGGCUGGGCCUCUGCCGGCAGCAGCAUCCUCGCUGAGUUUGGUACUCUGCACAUGGAAUUUGUCCACCUCAGCUAUUUGACAGGGGACCCUGUAUACUACAACAAGGUCAUGCACAUUCGGAAGUUACUUCAAAAAAUGGAUCGUCCUAACGGACUUUAUCCAAAUUAUUUGAAUCCAAGAACGGGCCGAUGGGGUCAGCAUCACACAUCCGUGGGCGGGCUGGGAGACAGUUUUUAUGAAUAUUUAUUGAAAGCCUGGCUUAUGUCAGACAAGAUGGACACGGAGGCAAGAAAAAUGUACGACGAUGCCAUUGAGGCCAUAGAAAAGCAUCUCAUCAGAAAGUCCAAUGGAGGACUGACCUUCAUUGGGGAGUGGAAGAAUGGGCACCUUGAAAGAAAGAUGGGCCACUUGACCUGUUUUGCAGGGGGAAUGUUUGCCCUUGGAGCAGAUGGUUCCAGAGAUGAUAAAGCUGGACAUUAUUUGCAACUUGGAGCUGAAAUUGCACAUACAUGUCACGAGUCAUAUGACAGGACAACAUUAAAGCUGGGUCCAGAAGCAUUCAAAUUUGAUGGUGGCGUAGAGGCAGUGGCUGUGCGGCAGAAUGAGAAGUAUUACAUCCUAAGACCAGAGGUGAUUGAGACCUACUGGUAUAUGUGGAGGUUUACCCACGAUCCCAAGUACAGGCAGUGGGGCUGGGAGGCAACACAGGCAAUUGACAAGUAUUGCCGAGUCAGUGGUGGCUUUUCUGGUGUCAAGGAUGUUUAUUCCUCAUCUCCUACAUAUGAUGAUGUACAGCAGAGCUUUUUCCUUGCUGAAACUUUGAAGUAUUUGUAUCUGCUGUUCUCCAAUGAUGACCUUCUACCAUUAGACAACUGGGUUUUUAACACAGAAGCUCAUCCUCUGCCUGUUUUACAUUUAGCCAACACCACACUAUCAGGAAACCCUACAUAUCGAUAAAAACAGCUCUAUGAGGAGAAAGAGAGACUGUUUUCAGCUCUGUUUUGUUUACAUGGACCACUUGAGACUUUUAAGCAGGAGAGGAGACAGACGCUUGAUAAAACUAGACCUCUGAGUCAAGCACGUACCAGCGUGAGAAAUGAAGCUCUUCAACAUAUAGAUAAGUUAAACGUUCUGUUUUAUACAUGACCAAAACACAUUAGUGUGGUAUUUGCAGGACAGAGACUUCACGCGCUUUGAACCUUAGCAAGACAUGGAAUCUGUUGUUUAAUAGAAGCACAGCAGCAUAAGGAAGAAGAGGUUUUCCCAUCUAGGGAGAGGAACUUGCUGCUGCUGCUGUUCUGAACAAGGAACACACACCAGUCACCUCUUCAGAUCAGGUGGCUUCCAAAUACCUAGAUUUUCUUUUUCUUUUUUCUUUUUUUGUUUGUUUGAGGAUGGCAUGAGCAAAGCAACAACAAAAGCAACAUCACUGCACCAGCAGCAGCAGCAGGAUUUGAAUUGCUUUCUGUACCUCUCUGAAUUCCCUAAGGAGCAUCUGUUUGUCCAGACUGGCAGCCAUUCUCAGGGCCACAAAGCUAUUAAAACUAAACUUUCAACUAUAAAAACUAUUGCCUCCUCAUUUUCCCCUUUUCAGAAUAAUGCUGAAAGAUCUGUGUUGUAUGCUUGCAACCAAAAAAACCCAUUUAGUAAGCAUUUGCUUUGUAGCUCUCUGUCAGCAACAUGGGCUUUGUUCAUUUGGCAAGCUACAGUCAGAAUCUGGAGUGAGUUGCAGGGUUAGGAAGGAACCUGAGCUUCCCUUCCUCAGAAAUCAUGUCACAUGGGAAAAAACAUUCUCCGAUUAGUCUUAGUUCUUUUAGCUAAAAAACCAGAGAUGACAAAAUGAGGAAAACUGUCUCUCAUGAUUUCUAUAGGUGGAUACAAUAGAUGGCACUUAAAAAUGCUCUCUCCCCUUGAGCUAAGCAGCAGGAGUUUGUUGGUUUAUAUUUUGCUAAACAAUCUAGAUUUUUCCUAAGAGUUAAAUUUCCUCAGUUGGAUACUAUUGACAGAACCUUCUUUGCAGGUUUGUGUAUGACAGAAGCCCAGAGCUGCCUUUGAUUUCAUUUAGAAAACUCUGCUACCAAAGCAGCGUGAUCUUCUUUGGAAACAUCUCUGACACAGGGGUAGAAAAAGAAACUAAAGUCUCUUUUGCCAUUAGUUUAUGAGAAAUGAGAUGCUGCUACCUGCACGGGGCUUUUUUUUAUCAAGAGCUCCUGGGCUGUGCUGUGCAUCACUUACAUGGAGUCUGCUUCAGUCUUCACUUAGUUACUAAAAGAAAUUUUAGUCUCUUCGGAUACAUCUCAAUAUCUUUCUUUUUUUUUUUUUUUUCUUUUUAACUGUUUUUCCAGAAUCCUUACAGCUCAAAUUGUUCUUUCUGUUCCCCUUUAUAGCUCUCAAAUCCUUUUGCCAUGGUGACCGACCCCUUUGCUGAAAAGGAGCUGUGAGGUGCUCCUUUCCCUCCUAUUUAGCGCACAGGUUGAGUCUUUAGAAGAUCUGGAUUGUGUUUUCAUACUGAGGUGAAUAGUAGAACUCUUCAGUGAGCUACAGCAGCACAGCAUCAGAUAGGAAGGGAGUGAGUGCUAUUUUUCCCUUCAAAAGAUGUUUUUAUAUGAAGUUUUAUAUAGAAAAGCUUUUCUAUCAUAUCUGACUGUACAUUAUAGUAGAAUGUCCCCCAUAAAAUUUUCCUUCACUCGUCUCUGACACUAACUUAGACACAGAAAUCAUGAUCUAAGAAAAAAAAUGCUAUCAGAUGCUUUUUUCCAGCCAGUUCCUUUAUUUUCAGAAGAGGAAGACACAGCGCUUGGAAAAAACUCCAGUCUCCGUGUUUUUACCUUAAUACCAGUUGCUUAGUUAUUCUAAGCUGAAGCAGUAGCAUAAAAAUAAUUGAAGAACCAAGAAAGGAAUUGAUAUAGUAAAUAAUACUGAAUCAAGUAAUUGUUUAUCUAAAAUCAGAAGUCACUUAAUAAAUGGAUUCUUCUUACCAGUCCCACAAUAACUUAUUUUUCUAAUUGGUAUUCAGUGGCUUACUGAAGAGCUGGUUAUUUUCCAUUUCCCAAAGUUCAGAUAGGUUAUGUUUUCAAAUUGAGUUUUUUCCCAUUACUGGUUUAAAACUGCACUUGAUUUCCUUGUUCCCCUCAAUUUCUCCAGGUACAAAAGAGAAAGAGGAAAAGCAGAUUCUUCUGUUUAAAAAAAUAAAUACCAAAAAAAAAGGCACUUUCCACCCCAUAACACCCGUUCCCAUAUAUCUCCUGAUGAAUGCACAUGUAGAAUGGCUGCCAGUCUGUUCAGAGGAAGGGCAAGGACAGAAUUUUGGAGUCUCAGAAGCAUCAAACUUCUUAUUGCUGCUCCUCUAGCCCCUGUCAUGAAUUAAAGAGCAACCCUUCAAAUUAGUUCCUCCAUAAAUCCCAGUGGAUUUAACUCAUUGUCACAAGCAUGCUUGCAUUGAGGACCUAAGCCCUUUCAUGUUCUGGGAUGGUAUUUUUCUCAAAGCAGACAUACAGCACUGCUAUUUCUUCUUUGCGCAGACUAGCAGCAGGUACCAAAUAAAGAACGCUUGUUUCCCAUUUUCCGGUUACCCCAAUGACUGUCACUUUUUGUGACAAUGUCUGUCACUUUUUAAAACACAAACUACCCUUUUCCUCCAGAAGCUACUGAUGUGCACAGUCUAUCAAAAAUAAUGAAUUUUAAGGACUAAUUACUGUGUCAUUCAUGAAUCUCAUCCUGAGAUUUCCCUAGAGCAAGCUGAGUUUGGAGGUAACGGGUUCUGGGCGAGUUGUGUGCGUAAUAACCAAGCAGUGUGGAUAUUGAAAUGUCUGACUUGUUCUUGUCCUGAGUCCUUCACAGAGAAGUAGGUUCUGAUGCACAGAAUGGUGUUACAACCCAAAGCUCAGGCUGUUUCCCCUCUGGGUACAGAAGGUACAGUGGAAUAUUGCCAUUUCAUUCUGUUGCUGCUGUCUGACUUUCAUGAAGAUAGAGUGUAAAUUUAAGCACAAAAUGACUUUUUAGUCCUAGUUGUUUCCAAGUCUUGCACUGUAUUCUCUAAGAAAACAAUCCUCCUUUUCUUUAGGUAGCGGUCCCAUUUUACCAAUUUCUACAAUACUCUCUCCCCUUACAGGAUGAAAUAAAGAACAGAAAAUAAUGUACGGUUUUGGCACACUGGAUUUGGGCAAGAGCCUGGAAAUCCCAGAAUUGUCUAUUUCCUGUUUGCAUGCAGUCAAAACAAGGAUGUUCAGUUCUUUUCCUAAUCCAAGCCUUAAGCUUGCCUGUUGUCAGGAUCCACAGUAAACUUUUUCCUAAGACUUGAGCUUGAGUUUUCAAAGGAGCCAGAUUUCUGCAGCUUCCACUGACCACCCUGGAGCUGUGUGUCCUGCAGUCAAGAAGUCAGCUUCUUAGCUUUGUCCUCGUAGCAGAACAAAUAACCCUGAAUAUGUGGGGUGUUCAUUUUGCUGCACAAUGUAGUCCUUAAAAAUGGAAUGUUUAAGAAAAGUAUGAAAAAUAGUAAGUACCCUGGAAUAAAGGGAACAAACGGUAGUUCCCUGGGCCAGUCGCAGCUCUGAGGCUUCUUUAUCCCCCUAAUUCAAAUCUGUGGGUCACUGUCUUCUACCUCCCAAUCACUGACGUAUUCCCACCCAGUGUUUUACAAGAUUUGAAUGUUGAGUGUCUUGAGUUCUGAAAAGCAGGACUACAAACUCCUUAUACUACCAUUCUUGAAGGUUAAUGGUCUACCCUAUGCUAAUUUACAUGUAAGCAAAGCCCUUUGGCUUUUAUGUCCAUGUUUUUAAGGGGACAAAUAAGAAACAGGCUUCUUGUUACCAGAGCAAUAUGAGAGUGAGCUCUUGAUCCACACUGUAGUUUGGAGAUCUGUUCGCCCUGAUAAGACAUCCCUUUUCCACUCCUUGUAUGUUGAGAAACAGUCUUCUGACUCAAGAGUUUGAGUUGCAAUCCAAAGAGGAAACCCAAGCUCUUUUGCAGGUUAUGUGCAUACAACUGUAGUAGCGAUGAUAAGCACUAGCUGCUUUGGCUGUCAGCCCCUUCUAACAAACUGCUCUGGAAUUGCCCAGGGAAGUUGGGAACCAUCAAAGUCAAAAGAAGACAGCCUGACUUGUUAUGGUGAAUUGUUGCCUUUAAUCCUAAUCGCUUGGUGGAGGUUGGAUUUGAAUUCUGCCUUUAUUCUUGCUUUGUCUAAAAUGGACAGAUUAUUUUUCCUCCAAAAUAAUGAAAGGGCAAAAGUCUGCCUUCUGAUGUGGAAACCUUCUGCCUCUGACCUGGAAUCCUGCAUAUGUACUUUUUACAGAUUAAAAAUAAUAUUGUAUAUAAAAAAGAUUGAAUAAAGAAUGUCUUUAAGUGAAAAA
This is a messenger RNA of Pezoporus flaviventris, 6560 nucleotides long. RefSeq names its product mannosidase alpha class 1A member 2 (gene MAN1A2). The transcript is spliced from 13 exons. Gene Ontology annotation, cellular component: extracellular exosome; Golgi membrane; endoplasmic reticulum. The record is from RefSeq and is a predicted model, not a curated record. Gene Ontology annotation, biological process: N-glycan processing; carbohydrate metabolic process. Bases 238 to 2169 code for a protein of 643 amino acids. Lineage: Eukaryota; Metazoa; Chordata; Aves; Psittaciformes; Psittacidae. Gene Ontology annotation, molecular function: mannosyl-oligosaccharide 1,2-alpha-mannosidase activity; calcium ion binding.